This is a messenger RNA of Sander lucioperca (pikeperch), 2638 nucleotides long. Its product is annotated as heterogeneous nuclear ribonucleoprotein L-like. The transcript has 13 exons. Bases 93 to 1661 code for a protein of 522 amino acids. NCBI's taxonomy places the organism in Eukaryota, Metazoa, Chordata, Actinopteri, Perciformes, Percidae. Gene Ontology annotation, cellular component: nucleus. The record is from RefSeq and is a predicted model, not a curated record. Gene Ontology annotation, biological process: mRNA processing; regulation of RNA splicing. Gene Ontology annotation, molecular function: mRNA binding.
AGAGAGAGGUUCAGUCCAGGCAGGUGUCACCGUCACUUCCUGCUGCAUCUUUACAGAACAUCUUCCUCCGUGAGUUGACCGACUCGUGUGUGAUGGAGAGUGAAGCCAGAGGAGGAUACCACUGGACAGCCAAGCGGCUCCGGAUCGGGGAGGAGGCCGGGGGAGAGGAGCCCGAGGCCGGGGACGAGGCAGCAGGGAGCCAGGGGAGUGCAGAGAAGGACGGCGUGAAGGACAGUCACCGCAUCGCCCCGUCCCCCGUCGUUCACGUCCGGGGGCUCUGUGACGCCGUGGUGGAGGCCGAUCUGGUGGAGGCGCUCGGCAAGUUCGGCAACAUCUGCUACGUGAUGAUGAUGCCGUUCAAGCGCCAGGCUCUGGUGGAGUUCGACUGCGUGCAGAGCGCCGGGCGCUGCGUGACGCGGGGAACCCGCGAGGCCGUCUGCAUCGCCGAGCGCCAGGCCUUCUUCAACUUCUCCACCAGCCAGAGAAUCAGCAGACCCACCAACACUGACGACCCCGCCAGUGGGAACAAGGUCCUGCUGCUGUCCAUCCAGAACCCGCUGUACCCCAUCACCACCGAUGUUCUGUACAACGUAUGUAACCCGAUCGUCAACGUCGUGCGCAUCGUCAUCUUCAAACGCAACGGCAUCCAGGCCAUGGUGGAGUUUGGGUCCAUGGAGGACGCUCAGAAGGCCAAACUGGCUCUGAACGGAGCCGACAUCUACUCCGGCUGCUGCACGCUGAAGAUCGAAUACGCUCGGCCCAACAGACUGAACGUCCUCCGCAAUGACAACAGCAGCUGGGAUUACACCAAACCCUUCCUCCUGCAGCGAGAGCGAGGAAAAGGGAGGCAGCGUCAGGCCAUCCUGGGAGAGCAUCCAUCCAACGGCUACGGCCCACAGCGCCCCCUGCUGCCUGCCAACAGCCGCUACAGGAGGAGCAGUGAGGAGGUGCACGACAUCGUCUCCUACCCGCUGAUCCUGCCUAAGACUUCCUCCUCCUCCUCCUCCUCCUUCCUGGGCCACGCCGCCUCCAGCUCCGUCGCCAUGAUGAGCGGCCUCCAUCCUGCAAAGAUGAACUGCAACCGCAUCUUCAACCUCUUCUGUCUGUACGGCAACGUGGAAAAGGUGAAGUUCUUGAAGAGCGUUCCCGGCACGGCGCUGGUGGAGAUGGGAGACGAGUACGCCGUGGACCGAGCCGUGACUCACCUCCACGCCAUCACGGUGCUCGGGAAGAAACUCAACGUCUGUGUGUCCAAGCAGCAGGCGGUGAUUCCCAGUCAGGAGUUUGUUCUGAGCGACGGCAGCAGCAGCUUUCAGGACUUCAGUCUGAGCAGAAACAACCGCUUCAACCAAUCACAGAGCAGCAGGAACAUCAUCCAGCCAGCGUCCGCUGUCCUGCACUUCUACAACGCCCCGCCCACGCUGAGCCAGCACCUGCUGCACACGCUCUGCACCGAACACGACGUUCCCGCCUUCACCAAGUUCAAGAUCUUCGAUGCCAAACCAGCCAGCUCUAAGACUCUGUCUGGUCUGCUGGAGUUUGAGAGUAAAACUGAAGCUGUGGAGGCUCUCACCGUCCUCAACCACCAUCCAAUCAGAACACCCGACACCUCCAACCCCUUCACCCUGAAACUCUGCUUCUCCACCUCCUCCCAUCUGUGAGCCAGGAGAAGGAUGGCCGCCGCCGCAGUCCUCGCCGCUGCAGGACAAACCGUCGAACCAGAGAGGAUGUUGAACUCUCACACUCAUUAGAAAUCAAAUCAAUAAAUGACUUAAUCAUCCACGAAAAGACCCUUUCGUAUAGGCCCAGAUAUACUAGCUGUUGUUUAGUAAAUCUAUCGCUGACAUCGCUGUAUUCGUCCUCUGUAUAGAGACUUUUUUUUUCUACCAAAAAUUAUACACGCUGGUUAGGGAGUACAUGGCUUAAAGAAACUGUUCAAAGGGGGAACUUUAUUGAAAAAAGCUUGAGAACCAGUGCACUAGGGGGCAGAUCAGGGCCAUAUAUCAUCCCCGGCCGACACCAGAAGAUAUUCCUGGGCUGGAGGGUGGAACAGCUGCUGACCAGCCUGUCAGAUGAUAUGCUUCCCUGCACGUUCAUGUGCUGAAUUGCAUCUCACGGACGCAUAGCGUUAAUUUCUGAAGACGUACACAGCCGGCAAAGGAUACACGUGGAGGCCAUCUUACGUACGCAAACGCAUAGUUAAAAGCAACUAUAUCUGGGCCUUUAGAUAUCAGCCGUCACUGUAUUAAGAAUAAAUCACACAGGAGACGGCGGUUUAGUCGGCGAUGUAUUUGUUGUUGAACCAAACUCAGGGAGGAAUCGCACCAGUUAGAUGUCAGAGAGACGAAAAUGUCUUUUAUUUUGUAAUAGUUCAUGUUAGUUUGGGUUGGUUUGGCAGUUUGUGUUUUUUUAUGUAACGUAGUUUGCAGUUGACAAAGCUGGGUUGGUGGGUGUCAAUUUAAAGGGUAACAUUAACUUUGUUUUGCAACCUGGACCCUAUGUUCCUAUGGUUUUGUGUCUAAGUGACUGAUGGGAACAACAACUUGACAUUGUUCCAGUAAUAAGGCAAAACAAGCUACAAUCUAUGUUAAAAGUCCAAUUACACACCUUAAAUUUACGUAGCAAAGAUGCUGUUUUU